CGGUCACACUGCUCAAAACGCGGCAAAACUUUGCCGGCUUUUUAACAAAAAAAACAAACGCUGCUUUAAACUUAAUUUGAUUGAGAUGCAGGCAUUUUUGAAAACUGGAAAGUCUGGCGGUGGCAGCAGCAACUCCGGCAAAGCCCAAGGCGGGGCCGUGGAGCGUCGCAAGCCGCCGGCUCCAUGGGUGGAGAAAUACCGCCCACGAAGCGUUGACGAUGUGGUCGAGCAGUCGGAGGUGGUGGCUGUGCUCCGGAAGUGUGUGGAGGGUGCCGAUCUGCCCAAUAUGCUGCUCUACGGUCCGCCAGGCACGGGCAAGACGAGCACCAUCCUGGCAGCAGCGCGCCAGAUAUUCGGCGACAUGUACAAGGAUCGCAUACUCGAGCUGAACGCCUCCGAUGAGCGUGGCAUCAAUGUGGUGCGCACCAAAAUCAAGAACUUCUCCCAGCUGUCGGCCAGCCAUGUGCGCCCCGAUGGCCGCCCAGUGCCACCCUUCAAGAUCAUCAUCCUGGACGAGGCCGACUCGAUGACGCAUGCCGCUCAGUCCGCGCUGCGCCGCACCAUGGAGAAGGAGAGCAGCAGCACACGCUUCUGCCUCAUCUGCAACUACGUCUCGCGCAUCAUUGUGCCCAUCACAUCGCGCUGCUCCAAGUUUCGCUUCAAGCCGCUCGGCGAGGAGAAGAUCAUUGCCCGCCUGCAGCACAUUUGUGAGCUGGAGGGCGUCAAAAUCGAUCCAGAUGCCUACAAGACAAUUGUCAAGAUAUCCGGCGGCGAUCUGCGUCGCGCCAUAACCACGCUCCAGUCAUGCUUCCGCCUCCAAGGCUCCGAGCACACCAUCAACACCGCCGAUCUGUUCGAAAUGUCUGGCGUCAUCCCUGACUACUAUCUGGAGGAUUUCAUGGAGGUCUGCCGCUCAGGCAACUACGAGCGCCUCGAGCAAUUUGUGCGUGAAAUUGGCUACUCGGCGUACAGUGUGGGCCAAAUGAUGGACCAAUUGGUGGAGUUUGUUGUCCAUCACGCGACCCUAACCGAUCCGCAGAAGGCAAAGAUCUGCGAGAAGCUGGGCGAAUGCUGCUUCCGCUUGCAGGACGGUGGCUCCGAGUACUUGCAGAUUAUGGAUCUUGGCUGCUGCAUAAUUCUGGCACUUAAAUGAACCAUCGGAACUCGUUUUUUGAAAAUAUAUUUCUAAUUGAUUAAUUUGUA
Messenger RNA from Drosophila subobscura, 1203 nucleotides. RefSeq names its product replication factor C subunit 2. Lineage: Eukaryota; Metazoa; Arthropoda; Insecta; Diptera; Drosophilidae. The transcript has 3 exons. Bases 86 to 1153 code for a protein of 355 amino acids. Gene Ontology annotation, cellular component: DNA replication factor C complex; nucleus. The record is from RefSeq and is a predicted model, not a curated record. Gene Ontology annotation, molecular function: DNA binding; ATP binding; DNA clamp loader activity. Gene Ontology annotation, biological process: DNA-templated DNA replication; DNA repair.